AUGGCGUCUCAAACGGAAAACGAAUCUAGUGGAGUCAACGAAGGAGAAAAUGGGGGAACGACGAUGAAAGGAGAAGAACCAGUCGGUAACCUAUCUCGAUUUUGCUGUAUUCCACCUGGUUAUACGGGGAAAACCAAGAAAGGACAUCUUAUUUUCGACGCCUGCUUCGAAAGUGGCAAUCUCGGUCGUGUUGACUACAUCACAGAGUUCGAAUACGAUUUGUUUAUACGUCCGGAUACGUGUAACCCUCGAUUCAGAGUCUGGUUUAACUUCACAGUGGAAAAUACAGCUCCUUACCAAAGAGUUAUCUUUAACAUUGUGAACUUUAGCAAGACGAAAAGUCUUUACAGAGAAGGCAUGACACCACUGGUCAAAUCUACAAGCAGACCAAGAUGGCAGCGCAUUCCUGCCAAAAACUGCUUCUAUUAUCGCUGUCCGGAUCAUAGAAAGAACUACGUCUUGUCUUUUGCAUUCGCGUUUGAUAAUGACACCGACGUGUACCAGUUCGCCUACUGUUUCCCGUAUACGUAUUCCCGGUUACAGGGUUAUCUGGACGACAUUGAGAGACGCAGCCUGAGCUAUUUCAAGAGGGAGAUGUUGUGUUUAACAGUGCAACAAAGAAGGCUGGAUCUACUGACGAUUACAAGCCCCGAUAACAUGAACAGCCCCUUGCGAAAAAGGGUCGUGUUUAUUACUGCAAGAAUUCAUCCUGGCGAGACACCAUCCUCAUACGUUUGCCAAGGGCUUAUUGACUUCAUUAUCAGUAACCAUCCAGUUGCCAAAGUCCUUCGUGAAUACCUAGUUUUCAAAGUGAUACCCAUGUUAAACCCUGAUGGGGUGGUGCUGGGGAACUACCGCUGCUCUUUGAUGGGCUUUGAUCUGAACAGGCACUGGCAUGAGCCAUCACCAUGGGCACACCCUACUCUUGUGGCGAGCAAGAACUUACUGAUGGAGUUAGACAGUGACAGUACUGCCCAUCUGGACUUUUAUAUUGACAUACACGCCCACUCCACCCUCAUGAAUGGAUUCAUGUAUGGGAACAUUUACGACGAGGAGGAACGGUAUGAGAGACAAGCAGUGUUCCCUAAGCUCUUAUGUGCAAAUGCAGAUGACUUUUCUAUGUCAAACACUUCAUUUAAUCGCGACGCCAUGAAAGCUGGCACUGGGAGGAGAUUCCUUGGGAGUUCACUGGAUCCUGAAACUCACUGCUACACAUUGGAGGUGUCUUUCUUCAGCUACAACACAAAUAGCACUACCUCUCCGUACACCGAGGAUGGCUACUACAAGCUUGGGAGAAAUGUUGCACGGACCUUUCUUGACUACUACAAGUUGAAUUCCCUUGUUGUGAAAAGUAAAAACAACCAAAAGUCAUCAACACGGAGAGAGAGCAGUGGUGCAUCAAGUCGUUCUAAUGGACAGUCUACUAUAGAUCCAAAUACUCUUCCUUAUCCAAUGAAGUUUAGCUGAGUUUAGUCAUCUAAUUUGCACGUUUUUAUCAGCAAAAUAGUGAGAGCUGAGUAUUUUCCUUAUAUUAUUUGAUCUUGAUAUAAUAGGCUGCAUGAGUUAGGGUCUAAAAUAGAUUGCUGCUAGUGAAGUACAGGUGUGUUAUUCACUAGCACUUAUCUCGGUUUCUCAUAGAGCAUAGCUGGGAAGAGUUAUACAAAAACAGACGAAAGAGAAUUUUAAAAUGUUUGGAAAUUUGUUUGGUAAUAACACUACUAGAAAUUUCACGGAUUAAGUUUGAUUAGGUACAAAACUUUCACUGGAUAAUAUUAACUUGGGUGCUUAAUUAAGGAUAACAUUUGUCUUGGUGCUAGGCCUAAAGAAUUAAAACACACAAACAGGUGUUGUUAAUGUAUGAAAGAUCUAACACUGAACUGAUCAGCAUCCUGUUUCUCCAAAGAUGGUGAUGGCAGGCAAUGUCACAAGCAGACAAAAAAUACAUCGUAGAUAUAUUGCAUAGAUAUAUAAUAUAUGAAAAAAGUGAGUUAUUGUUUACAUUAUAAUGGUAGACAAUGAAGUCUGGAAAUAUUGUAGUAUGUAGAAUUUUAAUUUAUUUAAAACUGUUUAUUAAAACAAAUCUAAUAAAACACGAACUUCUCU
Messenger RNA from Nematostella vectensis (starlet sea anemone), 2103 nucleotides. Its product is annotated as cytosolic carboxypeptidase 6. The record is from RefSeq and is a predicted model, not a curated record. Lineage: Eukaryota; Metazoa; Cnidaria; Anthozoa; Actiniaria; Edwardsiidae. Bases 1 to 1467 code for a protein of 488 amino acids. The transcript has 2 exons. Gene Ontology annotation, molecular function: zinc ion binding; metallocarboxypeptidase activity. Gene Ontology annotation, biological process: proteolysis.